This is a messenger RNA of Pyricularia oryzae 70-15, 1993 nucleotides long. RefSeq lists its product as uncharacterized. The transcript has a single exon. NCBI's taxonomy places the organism in Eukaryota, Fungi, Ascomycota, Sordariomycetes, Magnaporthales, Pyriculariaceae. Bases 347 to 1711 code for a protein of 454 amino acids. The record is from RefSeq and is a predicted model, not a curated record.
GACAAUUGUCGCGGAGGCCUGGAAAAGGGCUGGAUGGGGUCCCUUCGGGUCGAGGCUCGGUCGAGGCCAAGCAGGCAGGCCGCCCACCGCUUCCAGCCUCAGCAUGGAACUGACGGUGACUUCACUGCCCAGACUGUGGGCAAGUCACUGCGGUCUAGUGAUUCUUGGAUUUUGGGUAUAUCGUGAGGGUCCCAUUUCUUGUUUCAAAUAAAAAUUUCAGACGUUUUUUUUUUGCGCUUUGAUUCCGACUUGAUUAUAUCGGUUGUCAAUCCAAAUUUGGAUCGCGCUUUUUCGGUUCCCAGCCACUGAUUGGGCCUGGGUCCAAGCUCCAAAAUCCCGCCGUGCAAUGCCGUUCAUCCCCAACACGCCCGAGUCCCUCCUCGCCCGCAAUGACUCCAAGAACCCCUCGACGACAUGCCGCGGCAUAACGUCCAGCGGCCGAGCGUGCCGCCGGUCGUUGGCCGCAGGCUCGGACGGAUCGUCCGCGCCCUCGACCCCGCCUCGGCGCCGGCGGGGCAACCUCCGGGUCGACGACCCCAGCGACGAGUCUCUAUACUGCUGGCAGCACAAGGAGCAGGCGAGCAUGUCGGCCCAUUCGAGUCCCGGUCCGAGGGCCUCUCACACCCCGAUACUCGAAGAGCGCACCAGCAUCGACACGCUGGCUGACCGCCUCGGACUGCUAGACGUGACGCAGAAGCCCUCCAAGAGGCCUGCGGCGGCCGACGGUUCCUCGACGGCGAGCAAUUGGGGCGAAAAGAAGAAGAUGACACGGCCCAAGCCCAAAACUCAGAGCCUGUCGCUUUGCUGCUGCUUCACGAUUCCAAUCACAGAGGUAUCGGAGGACCCUCCGCCGAGACCGAAGCCGAGGCCGCUUCAAUCUGCGCCGGCAGUAAAUCAGGGCGCAACCACUCCAACGAGGCCGGGGAGGCAGUCCAAUCAACAUCUCACCCCGAACCACUCCUCCCGGCCAUCCAGGUCAAGCCUGCCCGGCACACCGUCGAGUGGCCCACGUCGGUCGCGGCAUUCGUCAUCGGCCUCGGCGACCUCCCAGACCGCGCAGUUCAUGUCCCUGAUCCCGCCCACCGCCUCCCCCGAGGUCGCCUCACGGCUGCUAGCCGAGCUCGCAAAACCCGUCUCGGAUCAAGACGAUGCUGGGUACAUUUACAUGUUCUGGUUGACGCCCACAGACGAUGAUGCCAGCCCGCCAGUCGACGCCGCCCGUUCCCUCCUGGCACCACCAUCGAAACCCGGCGGACGCUCCAGACGACCGAGCGACGUGCUCGCCUCAUUCGCAUCGGCAACGGCAGACCCCAAGACCAAGGGCGGCAAGAAGAAGACGAUCCUGCUCAAGAUCGGCCGCGCGACUAACGUGCAGCGCCGGCUCAACGAGUGGACGCGGCAGUGCGGCUACGACCUCUCGCUGAUCCGCUACUACCCGUACAUCCCAUCCUCCUCGCCCGGCGCGAGCCCCAGCUCCGCCAGGUCGUCGGCCUCCCUCGUCCCGCGCAAGGUCCCGCACAGCCACAAGGUCGAGCGGCUGGUGCACAUUGAGCUGCAGGGGUUGGGCCUCCGGGUGGCCGAUCGGGAAAAGUGCGAAAGCUGCGGCCGCGAGCACCGCGAGUGGUUCGAGGUCGAGGCGUCGCGCAAGGGGGUCGAGGAGGUGGAUCAAAUAAUAAGGAGAUGGGCCGACUGGGAUGAGGGUAGGAUUUAAUGUCGGUUUCUGUUUAUGUUCAUGGUCUUUUUUUUUCUGGCAUGUGUAAUUGAUGGGUCUGGAAUGACGCUUUGAGGACCUUGGUUGAAGGAAAUCAAGUUUUUUUUGGCAUAGUUUUGGAGUUUCUUUUUUAUUCUUUUGGGUUUCACCGUUGCGUUUGCAUGUUGGACGCCAGGUUUGUUACACGAACCUUUUUUUUCUUUGUCCAAAGAGGGGUGCUACGUCACGCAGCCUAGUCUAAUGAAAUACAGAAUGACGAACCAAACAUUAGUUCGCAGGUGC